Molecule: messenger RNA, 702 nt
Organism: Besnoitia besnoiti
Lineage: Eukaryota; Apicomplexa; Conoidasida; Eucoccidiorida; Sarcocystidae
Exons: 1
Coding region: 1-702 (233 amino acids)
Source: RefSeq, a predicted model, not a curated record
AUGUCCCGCAAGGGUUUGUCUUCUGUGGCCCGUGCGGCCGUCCUGUUUUCUCUUGUCUUCCUCGAGACGCUUCUUCCAAUACUGUACGCGGCGUGUAGCAAGUCGCCCGAUGCAAGUGGGGGACGCCAGGCUCACGCUGAUGGCUGUGCGUCGCAUUCGCAGUCGCGUCAGCGAGUUGAAGACCGAAGCGCCUCUACUAGCACGGGGUCACCUCAUCGUGCAUCUAACAGAGACCGUACUGGCCCGGCCGACGUAGAGAGUCGAGCAUCGAGCAGCCGUGUACGAGGGCCACAUCAUGGGGACUCGGACACAGAAGACGGGAAAGUUCGAAACCACACACUCCUGCUUGUGCCAAAUGACUCUGGUGCUCGGGCGUUUUCACCGUACUUGAAAGGUAUUUUGCAGAAGAAGAACUCAAUUCUGCAACAGCAGAUGCUGGUGAUGGAUAUUCAGUUGGCCGCGAUGGAAGAUGCUGUAGCGCGAGUGGCACAGGCCGCGGAACGCCCUCCAGGGGAACGACCCACUUCCACAGCAGGACCAGGGCGAGGCGCCCACGGCUUAAGAGGGAAGAUGCGACCGCUGAAGAGAGACCCUUACCGUCCGCCCUCCGAUGGGUGGAGGCAUAGUAGGCGACGACGCGAACUCCCCUCGACAAGCCAAGCUAAUGAAUCAGGCGAUCCACAGAGGAGCGGUACCAAUUGA